Messenger RNA from Podarcis raffonei (Aeolian wall lizard), 9658 nucleotides. RefSeq names its product bromodomain adjacent to zinc finger domain 2A (gene BAZ2A). The transcript has 29 exons. Gene Ontology annotation, molecular function: DNA binding; protein binding. Lineage: Eukaryota; Metazoa; Chordata; Lepidosauria; Squamata; Lacertidae. The record is from RefSeq and is a predicted model, not a curated record. Bases 312 to 5597 code for a protein of 1761 amino acids. Gene Ontology annotation, cellular component: rDNA heterochromatin.
GGGGACGACGACGACGGGCUGGAGUUGGGAGCAGGCCCCGCGGGGCACCGGCUCUCGCCCUCACGGCGAUGCGGCGGGGCUCCCGUCUUCCCCAGCCCGGCAUGGCGCGGUAGUCGAGGGGGAGGAGGAGAAGGCUGGCGAGUCCCGGUAGCGGCAGCGUCGAGCGAGGGGAGCGUGGCCGCCGCUUCCCUCACCUCCGCAGGCGAACUGAAGAAGGGCAAGGCCUGGCCUUUGGGCUGGAAGCGUUGGGGUUUUUGCUCCCGGAGAAGAAUGGCGGCGGCGCUGGCGUUGUGGCUUAGUGUGUAGGAGAAAUGGAGGCGAACAACCAUUUUAAUUUCACUGGCCUUCCCUCUUCACCUGCUGCCUCAGGACAGAAACCUGCGCCUUCCUCAGGGGACAAUGUCUACACAAAUGGAUCUCCCAUGAACUUCCCUCAGCAAGGGAAAAGUUUGAAUGGAGAUAUGAAUGUUAAUGGCUUAUCUACUGUAUCUCAUGCUAGUACUUCAGGGACCCGCUCCUCAACCAACUCACACCUCCAACACCCCUAUGACUAUCUCUGGAACUAUUCUCAGUACCCAUCUGGCAAUGGCAACAACCUCAAGGACAGCCCACUGUUCUCCCAGUAUCCACUGAACGGUAUUGCUGGAGGCAAUCGGCAAGGCUCACCUGGGCACACCACCAAUCUGAGGGGAAGUGGCAGUGGGCAAGAGUUCUGGGCAAACGGCACUCCAGGGACCAUGGGACUUAACUUUGAUUCAACAGAGCUCUAUGACUCUUUCCCUGAUGAUCAGAAUUUUGAAAUCCUGCAAAAUGGCCCAUCCAGCUUCUACACAUCAUCUCAGCCUUCCCCUAUGCUUGGCUCUGGCAGCCAGGACUUCUCACCACAGCAGGAUGAACCAGGCAAUGAGGAGCCAGUGAAGGAAACCUCCUCAGCAGUCUCAGAAAAUGGCAGCAGAUUGAUGGGCAGCAUGGAACUGGAGAACACACAGCCAGAGUUGAAAAUAUGUGGCUACAGUGGUCCUUCUCCUGUUGGUGAGCCUCUUAGCCAGGAAGCUUCUGUCUUGGAACCUGAUGCUGGAGGUGGUUGUCUGGAAGAUGCUUCUCGGAUUCCUCCUCCACUGGAGGACCCCUUGGAACCAUUCGAAUCACUGGACAGAGACCCAGGGACAGGAGAUCUUUAUGAAAUGGAUACAUCCGAGUUGGUGAGUGGCAAAUCUCCUCUGGAGGACCCUCCUGACAUCUCUGCCCUGGAUUGUCCUGGCAGCCCCUCUCUCAACCCUUCUGACUCAUUCAGUCUAUUGGCGGAUGACAGCCAGCCUGACACCUCACUUUUUGGAAAUGCCGGUUUGGCGCCUGUUCUUGAAGAGUCUGUUUUGCAAGACAGCAGCCUGGAGUUAACAGCUGUGAGUGAAGUAGGACAAGAGGGCACAGAAUUUCUGGAUUCACAAGUACCACUUGAACCAGAAGCUCUAGAUACCCCCUUGGAAGAGGUAACCAAGAGCAGUAGCCCAGAAGACUCCACAUCCAUGAUAGAGGGGGACAGUAAAGAGGCCUCAACGUUCAGUGUGUCAGCAAAAAGUGAUGUUCCAAGAAGGCGGAUAGCCACAGCAGAAGAGGUGCGGUACCCUUUAAAGCAUGGGUGGCGAAGGGAGGUGUAUAUCAAGAAGGGAAGCAGCCGUUGGCAGGGAGAAACCUGGUACUAUGGGCCCUGUGGCAAGAGGAUGAAGCAGUUUCCGGAGGUGAUAAAGUAUCUGAGCAGAAACAUUGUGCAGAAUGUCUGUCGUGAACACUUCAGCUUCAGUCCUCGAAUGCCAGUAGGAGACUUCUUUGAAGAGCGAGAUACACCCCAGGGCCUGCAGUGGGUGCAGCUGAUGCCUGAGGAAAUUCCUUCCCGGAUCCAGGCCAUCACAGGCAAACGUGGCCGACCCCGCAAUACUGAGAAAGCCAAGGCCAAGGAAAUGCCCAAGGUGAAACGAGGCCGUGGCCGUCCUCCCAAAGUGAAAGUGCCUGACCUGCUGAGCAAGAUGGAUGCCAGGGUUCUGAAAAGACUGGAAGCCCAAGAGGUACUCAGUGAUGAAGAUAAGCUGAAGAUGAGCAAGAUCAAAAAGAAAAUGAGGCAAAAGGUGCAAAAUAAGCAGAGGCAAGAGGCCAAGGCACUCAAGCCCAAAGAGGUCAAGGCCAAGGAAGUAAAGAAGAAGCCGAAGGUAAAGAAGGAGAAGAUCAAGCCAGAAAAGAAUAAGCCAGAGAAGCUGAAGGAGAAGGCAAAGCUGAAAGAAAAAGUGAAGCCCAAGGAAAAAAAGCUGCCAGUACCAGCCAAGGUUCCCCGAAAGGUGGAUAAGAAUCUUCUAGCUCGGCGUCAGGAAGAACGACAGCGGCAGCAAAUGAUUCUGGAGGAAAUGAAGAAGCCCACCGAAGAUAUGUGUCUAGGGGACCACCAGCCUCUUCCAGAAUUUUCUCGCAUCCCUGGAUUGGUUUUGCCCAGCCAUGCUUUCUCAGACUGCUUAGCCAUUGUGGAAUUCCUACACAACUAUGGCAAGGUGCUGGGCUUUGAUGUAGCCAGGGAGGUCCCCAGUCUGAGUACGCUGCAAGAGGGCCUCUUCAAUGUAGGCGAUAGUUUGGGUGAAGUGUUAGACCUCCUGGUGAAGCUGGUGAAGGCUGCACUGUAUGAUCCUGGCCUCCCUCCCUUCUGCCAGUCACUGAAGAUCCUCGGCGAGAAACUCUCUGAGAUAAGCCUGAACCGUGACACUGUGUCUGAGAUCCUUCGCUGCUUCCUCAUAGCCUAUGGGGCAGAUGAGAACCUAUGUGACUGCUUGCGCACUAAACCCUUCCAGGCACUAGCCCCUGACAAAAAGGCUGCUGUGCUGGCCUUCCUCGUCAAUGAACUUAACAGCAGUGCCCUUAUCAUCAAUGAAAUUGACAAGACCCUAGAGAACAUGUCUAACCACAGGAGAAAUAAAUGGAUCAUUGAAGGAAAGCUGCGCAGGUUAAAGAUUGCUCUAGCCAAGAAGACAGGACGCCCCGAGUCAGAAAUCACAGGCUUGGAGGAAGGGCGGUGGCGGCGGAGCUCACGCAUCAAUGAAGAGAACGAGGACAUGGAAAUGGAGGAGGAGAGAAGCAGAACAUGCAGGACACGGAAAGACAGUGAGCAUGACACUCCAGUUUCCAGUGUGCCUGAGCUGGAGAGACAAAUUGAAAAGCUUUCCAAGCGCCAGAUGUUCUUCCGCAAGAAGUUGCUCCAUGCUUCACAGCUGCUACGGGCUUCAUCCCUGGGGCAAGAUCGAUAUCGACGUCGGUAUUGGGUGCUGCCUCACCUAGGUGGGGUCUUCGUAGAAGGCUGUGAGGCUUCAGCAGCAGCUUCCCCUGAGACACCCAAGAACGUGCCAGAGAAGGAAGAGGCCCUGAAGGAGGAAGAACCCGAGGCAUUGCCCAUCAAACAAGAGACCACUGAGACUCCACCGGUUACUGAUUACGUAAACGGCACAACUUCUUGGUCAUGGAGCCGGCCGUGGAGGGACAAUAUGCUGCUGCCUGAGUCGUCGGAGCCCAAGUUGCCAGAGCCCGCCCCCAUGUCUGUCAAUGGAUUUUUGGAGGAUUGUGUGCCCAUGGGCCAAUCCCAGCAUGACCUCAGCCAGUCGGCCUUCCUGUCCUGGCUCAGCCAGACACAGCAGGCAUCCUCUCUGCUCAACAGUUCUGUGCUUACCCCAGACAGCAGCCCUGGCAAAGGGGACCCCUUACCCCCAGAUGAGCUGCCAGACUCUGCUGCAGAGGAUGAAAGUGCCACAGAAACACAGGUUGCCUGGUUCAAUCUGCUGCCCCGGGCACCCUGUAAUGACUCUCCAAUUACUACCUCCGUUGAACAACCCUCUAUAAAAGCUGCCCCACAUACCUGCAAGCCCCCGACCAGGGACCAGUCAAAGGCCUCGACCCGGCAGCUGAAUGGCCUUUCCACCGCCAGCCCAGCAUUGCCACAACUGGCCUCCACCCCUCUCCAUUCCAGCUCCAGGAUUCACAGUACUUGCUCCUCAAGAGCCAAGGACGUCCCCGUUAAAGCCCAGGAACCUCUAGGGCAGCCGAGACGGCGGGGGCGCCCCCCUACAAAACUCUUCAAGCAAAUUGAGCAGAAAUAUUUGACACAGUUGACAGCACAGCCUAUACCUCCAGAGAUGCAGAGUGGCUGGUGGUGGCUGCAGGAUCCAGAAGAGCUGGAAGCCGUGGUGCAGGUACUGCACCCACGAGGCAUCCGCGAGAAAGCCCUGCACAAGCACCUUAUCAAGCACAAGGAGUACCUACGGGAGGUGUGUGCCCGAGCUGCCAAUGAUCCCAUCUUCCAGACCCAUCCUGAGGAUUCCGCCCACCCUGUCUCUCAGGAAACCUUGGCCCAGUGGUCGAUGGCUGAGCGGGCCUUUGAGGCAGACCUGUCUGUUCUGCAGUGGGUGGAGGAGCUGGAGCAGCGGGUACUCAUGGCUGAUCUACAGAUCCGAGGCUGGACAAGUCCAGAACCUGAUUCUGUUCGGAACGACUUGCAGUACUGUGAGCAUCAGCUGGAGCUUCUGGAAGACAUCACCAUAAAAAACCGGCGUGAAGGACCAGCUAUGAAGCGUGAAACCACCAACCCUUUAGACCUAGCUGUGCUUCGCCUGACAGAGCUAGAGCAAAACUUGGAGCGGAGAUACCUCAGAGAGCCCCUCUGGCCUCCUCACGAGGUGGUGGUAGAAAAAGCUUUGCUGAGUAACCCCAGUAACCUUGAGCUGGGUACCACAGAAAUUUCAUACGAGAUCACACCGCGGAUGCGAACGUGGCGCCAGACCUUGGAGAGAUGCCAUAGUGCAGCCCAAGUUUCUCUGUGCAUCUACCAGCUGGAGCGUUCUGUUGCCUGGGAGAAGUCCGUUGUCAGAGCGACUUGCCUAGUGUGCCGGAAAGGGGAUGAUGAUGAGAACCUGCUGCUAUGCGAUAGCUGCGAUCGUGGCUGCCACCUCUACUGCCACCGGCCCAAGAUGACCGAGGUGCCGGCCGGUGACUGGUUCUGCUUCCUCUGCAUCGCUCAGAUGCAAAGAGAAUACCAGGAUGACUAUGGCUCUCCACGACGCGGCAAGAAAAGAAAAGGUGGAAGUUCUGGGGCUUUUUUUGGAAAGGAGGAGCUCAGGCCCCGAUCUCGGUCAGCGGCAAACCAGCAGCGCAGUAACCUGGCCAGCGUACCGCCCCGAUACUCGGGUGAAGGCCUAUCUCCUUCCAAGCGAAGAAGAGUGUCUACACGAGGCCAGAGUGCCGACCUCACCUUCUGCGAGAUCAUCCUGAUGGAGAUGGAAUCGCAUGAAGCUGCCUGGCCUUUCUUGGAACCAGUUAACCCCCGGCUAGUGCCUGGCUAUCGGAAAAUCAUCAAAAACCCUAUGGACUUUGCCACCAUGAGGGCACGGCUGCUGCGCGGCGGGUACACAAGUUGUGAGGAGUUUGCUGCUGAUGCUGCCCUGGUGUUCGACAACUGCCAGACCUUUAAUGAGGAUGAGUCCGAGGUGGGCAAGGCAGGGCUGACCAUGCGCCAGUUUUUUGAGAGCCGGUGGGAGGAGUUUUAUCAGGGAAAACAGGAGACAAACCCAUGAAGCUGGCAGAAUGGGGAGAGAUGAGAGGAGCCAAAGGCGAAGCCCUCCCAUUUCAAAACCCUGUGCUGCACACUGUCUCUUCUGGAGCUCCAUCUUGCUACCUGCUGAUUAAUGUUUCCCCCUCUCACAAUGAUUGGACUUGGAUUGGCAUUUAACGAUGGGGCGGCUUCACUCACCGCCUGGAUCCUCAGAAGCCCCCCCGCCCCCCUCACUUCUUCGCUCUAAACAACACAAACUCUCUGAACUGUGUAAGCCAAAAAAAAAAAAAGUUUCCUUUUUUUCAAAUGGAGAAACAACCACCCACAACCCCAGCUUAGCUGGGGCUAUUUAAUAAUAGCAAUAGUUCUUAGUGAAUGUGUAAGAACACUUUUUUCUGUGCAGUGUCAGUACCAUGCAUUAAUGGCCAGUAACGUGAACGUUAAGUUUUUCUCCUUUUUAGAGUCGCGUUGAAAAUGUAUAAAGCAGAUCACUCCUGCCUCUGGGAAUGACAACCUUGAUGACACUGAAACAUGCUGCUUCUACCCCCCACCCCACCCCUUCGCCCUUUCCAACUCUGUCUCAACCGGCCUCUUCUCCCCACCACUGCUGAACAACCACUGUAGCCGUGGACGGUUCCUUCCCCCAGUUUCCAAUGAUCUUUCUGAAACCAAGGGUAUAUGGCUUAGAGCUGGUGUUCAUCUGGAGUAGUUGGGAUGUCGAGGUACUUCUGCCCAUGUGAAUGCAAGAUGUACUCCCUUCUCAAGGGUAUCACCCCUGUGAGCCACAUUCUCUUGGUUCAACUAAGAUGGGCUGCUUCCAGAGGGGUAGUCAUAGCUUGAGCUCUUUGUAUGAAAUUGGGGUCUUGCACUCAUAUAUUUGGUUAAUCUUCAUCACCCCCCUUGCUCAAUAUUGGUUUAUUCCAGAUUUAGUUUCUAAGGGAGUUGAACAAAAUGGGAAUAAUCCAGAACGAGUGUGUACCAAGAAGACAGUAUCAACCAGAUAAUCCCCCCUCAUGCAAACCACAGUUUAGCUGGAUGAACCUUCCUGCUAGCCUCUUCCCCACCCCUGAUUCCACAGGGAACACUUCAGCAGGGGCAGCUCAUGAGUCCAUUGCAGUGCCCAAGUCUCAGCUGCAAGAAUACAGCUCAUUUCCCCCUCUUAGUCGUGGGUAACAUUGCUGGAUUGUAUCACUAGGCUUCAAGGGACCAAAGUAAAGGAGCUUGCAGGAGUGGGGUUGAUGUAACCUGCGUUUUGGGAGGAAGGAUUUUCUGAUGCCCCCUUCCAGCUCUUCAGAAGAUCAUGUCAUGGGAUUCUGGCCUUAUUGAGUGUUGUCCCCACCCUGUCCCCUGUCCCCCAGCUCUGCCCCAGCGUUAUUCCUCAGGGAUGGCUACUGUCUACAAAGUUCGAUCUGCAAUCUAUCUGUACGUUUGGUAGGAUUGUUGUUUCCUGCCUUGGAACACCAUUCCCAAUCUAUCGUAGGUAUUUCCUCCUUGAGACAAGAUGUGGGAUUAAGCCCAUUAGAAGGGAGGGAAAACUGCCACCAUUUCAUCUUCCUCCAUGUUAGGUUCCUGUCUCCUGACCAUAUUUUUAACCUGUGGGGUCUAAAUCGUGCUGCCUCCUUUGGUUACCUUGACUGAGAUUCAAUCCAGAAGGGCAGCUUUGGACAUUACAUGCAAGUGAAAGGACAAAGCUGCUUCCACCAACUAUGGCCUUUGCAGAAUGUCCACAGCUGCCCUCAGUCUAAAGAUCUGGAAUUCAUAGGUAUUUCCUUUCAGCUUUUGUCUACAUUUGCUACAUAGUAUUUUACCUUAGAUCGCCACUCAUACAUACCCCAUGUGAACAUUCUUAACAUUUUAGCCUUUUUUCUAAACCCUUUUCCAACUGGAUUCUGAUGGUUUUCAGAGGAGAAAUAAUCGCGGUUCCAUUCAUCGUUAUUUUUGCCACGUGGGCAAGAGUAGCCUCUUUCAAUGAACUACCAUUAACUCCAGUGCCAGAACCACCAAAACCAGAAUUUGUUUUGAAGCUGCCUGAGCAGGUAUAGAGCGGUCUGUGGAGGGUCCCACCCCCAGGCCCUGUUCCAUUGAAGCAAUGGAUUGCUCCAGCUUUGGCGAAUGACUUAACAACCCGCACAGUCCACCAAGAACAGCUCUUGCACAAGCUUCCAUGGAGAUGAAUGUGCAGGUAUGGGAUGCUUUGCUAUCCAACCUGUGCAGGAGACAUUCUGGUGGAUUGUUGCCAUAUUAAAGCGUGAGAAGGAGCCUGAUGCGAAUAAGCAGUUGUGAUACUUUCUGUCUUUGGGUUUCUGGUGCUAAGCGCUUGGCAGAUUCAAAUAUUUGUGGCUGAAACCAGGUGAUGUUCAAUCCUUCCCGCUCCCACUUGGUGCAAGAGGGAAUGCGGUUUUAACAAAGUCUUUAAAAAUACAUGUUUAGGUCUCUAGCCUUUUUUAAAAGAAAAAUACCCCAAACAGUCCACAAGGCAGUUGUUAAACAAGCAUAAUUGGUCAUCUCGUUUCUUGCAAUUCAGCACCUCUCCAUCAGUCACCCCCCUCACGGUGCACGGAUGCCUACUAGCAAUCUGUAUUCGAAGUAAUAACCUGGUUCCAAAGCACCAGCCUCACACUGUUGCUGAGCAAUGGUUUCUAAGGAGACUGCUGUCUGGGAAACAGAUUCACCCGACCCUUGUUGUAUUCAGGAGUCAUAGGCUUACAUCCUAGUCCACCCCAGCUGCCUCUGUCCUGGAACAGGGGUGUUGCUGCCGUUGGUUUUUCUCCAGUCUGUUUCAGGAUGCUGGUCCAGUAUUCUUGGCCGUGGUGCAGAUGCAUAGGAGGCAUAUAGGAGAGAUAAAAGAGGAAACAACUUGUUUCUUUCACUUUUCUUCCACCACCCAGGUGGAUCGGAGUGGUAGGAAGGCCAUCUCCUGUAACCUUAACUCCCUAGCUGCUUUUCAUACCCAGCCUAGCUCCUCAAACCAUUGUAAAUUACGGGUAUCACUUAGGGGCAGAUAAACGGCUGGCAGGGUUCCAUCAGGAGAUGGCUUUCCUCCCGCAUUUCCACCUGUGCUACAAUUGAAUGAGGGGGGUGUGUGUGUUUGUGUUUUCCCCCUACCCGCGUCGACCAAUCCAGUUGCAAGAGCACUGAUGUAAGUAAAAUGCAGCCACAGGUGAUGUAGCCUGGAGACUGAAACCUCCCUUACUGUGCUUCCUCUACCCCAACCUCACUCCCCACCCCGUUGUUUUCAACAAAACGUAGCCUUUUUCUAUCAAAUAACCUCAAACUUUAUUUUAUUUUAAAUUUUGGGAUUUUUGUUUUGUUUUGUUUUUGCUUUUAAAAUAAAGAGGUAGAUUUGAAGUCUAUUUGAAACUGACUUUAUAUUAUGCAUAAAUAUUUAUAUUUUAUCUAAACUUGUGCUGUAACAGCUUCUUUUUGGUGGGUUUUUUUUUUUUAAAGUAAUGUUUUCCCCCCCCCGAUCUGUUGGGAUUUUUUUUCUCAGCUAUGAGAAAGCUCUAGAGAGUUUGGAAGUGUUAAUUGUUGGGCUUUUGUUUUGUUUUGUUAUGGAAAUGUUAAAAUUUUUAGAUUCAAACCCUCACACCUUAAAAGAAUGAAUCCAGGUUUGUCCUAAUCUUGAUCUUCAUUAGGGGAGUCAGUGUAUAAAAUACCUUGUUGUUUUUUGAAAGUUACAUGCAUUUCCCCCCCCAACUGGAUUUUGAGAAUUGCAACUAGAAUAAUUGGCCUUAUCAUCCAACUACUGGCUUUUUCUUCCCCCUUCAUCUUGAUUUGAUAUCAGAAAGGAACCAACCAACCCAACAUCCUGUGAGAUGCUCUGAACAGCAGGAAGAGGGACAUCACACUUUUUAUAUGAAUAACCAAAUGUGUUUGUUUUAGUGAAUUUUUGAUAAUGUACAGUUUUUUGUGAAUUUAAAUUGAUUUCUUUCUAUAUUUUUAGGACCAACCUCAUUUUUAAUAAGGUUUAAAAGGAAGAAAAAAAAAAAUCUAGAAUUCCUGUUUGUUUCCUUGUGAUGUUUCCACAAGUACAGAUGUUAGAGUGCUUGUCAAGUUUCAAAGAAUAAACAAAAAAACAACCCA